Anarrhichthys ocellatus (wolf-eel) is the source of this 2399-nucleotide messenger RNA. RefSeq names its product X-ray repair complementing defective repair in Chinese hamster cells 1 (gene xrcc1). Gene Ontology annotation, cellular component: nucleus. Gene Ontology annotation, biological process: base-excision repair; double-strand break repair via nonhomologous end joining; single strand break repair. The coding region runs from base 431 to 2308 and encodes 625 amino acids. The record is from RefSeq and is a predicted model, not a curated record. NCBI's taxonomy places the organism in Eukaryota, Metazoa, Chordata, Actinopteri, Perciformes, Anarhichadidae. The transcript has 17 exons. Gene Ontology annotation, molecular function: damaged DNA binding.
UCAUAGCACGACACAGCCUGUAGGUGGGAAUAUGAGUUCGCCUCUAUGCACAUUUUUCUUAAAAUUAAAAGCGUUACUAUACGUCUUGUUGUGUUCAAUGUAAUUCCAAAGUUAGAUGCUGUGUGUCAUAUGCAUAACAAUUGCAAAAGUUCGUGCGUCACAGCCCGCGAGGUGUGUUGAAAUCAUCAGGCUAAUCAGGAAAAGUUCACUCUGCCUAUUGUUUGCUAGCAUGCUAUCACGUUAGCCGGCGGUAGAUCUGACCAGAAACAAAGUGAUUUACUUUAGUUUUCGAGGCUACAUUCACAGCCAUUGAAAGAACACUUUUAUGUGAGAUUAGUUGGUUAUACAUCGCUUAGUGGUAAGACACGAGCCCGUUUGUUUUCCUCCAGCUGUUUUAUUAAUCUGUAACCUGUUCAGAACCAACAACAAAAUGCCAGAAAUCCAACUCAAACACGUCGUGUCCUGCAGCACCGAGGACACUACCCACAAGGCAGACAACCUGCUGAGCUCCGACACCUACAGAAAGUGGAAAGCAGCGCGGCCCGGGGAGAAGCAGAUAUCGGUCAUUCUGCAGCUCGAGAAGGAGGAGCAGGUGCACAGCAUCGAUAUUGGAAAUGAAGGGUCGGCUUUCAUCGAGGUGCUGGUGGGCAAUUCUUCAGCUGUCAGAGACCAGGACUAUGAGGUUCUUUUGGUUACGUCUUCCUUCAUGUCGCCCACGGAGAGCCGUAACGGCACCAACAUGAACCGGGUGCGUUUCUUUGGGCCCCACCAGCUGCAGAAGAGCACGGCACAGGAAAAGUGGGACCGAGUGAAAAUUGUGUGUAGCCAGCCAUACAGCAAGAACAUAGCAUACGGACUGGCCUUUGUUAAGUUCCAUUCGCCGCCUGACAAAAGUGAUCCUCCUCCAGCAUCCUCCCCGAAACUGACAAAGUUGGGACAGUUCAGGGUGAAGGACGAGUCUCCUUCAGACAGUCCCAGCCUUCAGCCAGGCAGUCUCUUCUUCAGUCGGGACAAUGCAACAAAGUCCAGUACUGCACUCAAAGUGUCUCCACAGAGCGAGAGGUUGAGUUACGCUGCUGCUGCCCUGCAGGCGGGCGGCAGCGCCCACUCAUCAGGCCAAGCUUCCUCCUCCAGCUCUGCCUCACCACAGACACCAGCAAAAAGAAAAUUUGAGUUCAGCAAAGAGCGCCAGUCUUCCUCCGGCCCUCCACCCUCAAAGAAAACCAGCCCGGCUGGCUCACCUGAGGGCAAAGCCGCGACCCCCAAACCCAAGCCCAGCCCGGCCGGCACACCGAGCCCCGGCACCGCCAAAGCUUCCCCGGCACAGAAGUCUGCCGACAAGAAGCGGGAGAGCCAAUCCAAACCCGAACCGAAACCCAAACAGCAGAAAGCCGGCGGGCAGCAGGUCCCAUUCAAACGGAUAAUGGACGGGGUGGUGUUUGUCCUCAGCGGCUUCCAAAACCCCUUCAGAGGGGAGCUGAGGGAAAAGGCUCUGGACAUGGGAGGUAAAUACCGACCCGACUGGACACCCGGCGCCACACACCUCAUCUGUGCCUUCGCUAACACGCCCAAGUACAGCCAGGUGAAAUCAGCAGGGGGCACCAUCGUACGGAAGGAGUGGGUGAUGGACUGCCAUAAGAGGAAACAGAAGCUCCCCUACAAACGGUAUUUGAUGGAUGGAGCAGAGUCGAGCUCGGACAGUGAAAUGGAAGUGGACGACCAGAGUGAAGAGGAAAUGAACACAAAGACUCCACAGAAGCAUGAGAGACAAGCGACCCCCAAAAAGACACCAGAGAAGAGGGAUGAAGAUGACGAGUAUGCCGGCUCCACUGAUGUGGAAGAAGCAGGACGCGGUGACGACGAUUCUGCCGUGGACACGGAGGACGAGCUGCUGAGGGUGGAGAAUGAGAGCAGACAGAAGAAAGCAGCAGCAGAAGUGAAGAUGGUGAAGCAGGAGGAUCCAUACGGGGGGUCGACAGAUGAAAACACAGACGCCGAGGCUGAAGAGGACCACCCUAUCCCUGAGCUGCCAGACUUCCUGAGCGGAAAGCACUUUUUCCUCUACGGUAAAUUCCCCAACAACGAGAGGCGCCUGCUGUUGCGUUACAUCGUUGCCUUUAACGGGCUGAUUGAGGACUACAUGGCGGAGAAGGUGCAGUUCGUGGUGACCAGUGAAGGGUGGCACGACUCCUUUGAAGACGCGCUGAUGGAGAACGGCAAUCUGAACUUCGUCAAGCCAGCAUGGAUUUACGCAAUCAAUGAACGACAGAAGAUACUGCCCUAUCAACCCUACUCGGUCGUCCCCUGAACAACGCGCCGGAUGUACACGCGCAGGUGUGCACAGACACACUUUACACUUCAUACCCUGACCGAUGGGGGAAGGCCACAGACACAUUUAU